CUCCCCCAUCCUGCCGAAUGAUGAUCCGAGUCUUGUUCUUGGGGUACCUCCACCCAUCAUGAUCCCUCCAGAGUCCGACGAGUCCCCCAUGGCCUCCGGCAUGACCCUGGGCCACGACGACAUCAUCCUCCCGGAAGACCUCGACACCCACAGUCGCGCCAGCUCCCGCGACCCCGGCAGCGUGCAAACUGCGGCGGGUGACUCGGCUGCCUUCCACGACACCGGGAAUGACCCCCAGAAUGACAACGACUACGCCAAGGGCGACCCCGACCCCGAUCCCGCACAGAACAGCGACCUGCAGCAGGGCGAAAAACCGGCAUGGAGCGAAAUGAAGACCAAGGCGGGCAAGGAGCGAAAGCGUCUGCCGCUGGCGUGCAUUGCCUGCCGCCGCAAGAAAAUCCGGUGCUCGGGGGAGAAACCUGCCUGCAAGCAUUGCUCGCGCUCUCGCAUCCCGUGUGUCUACAAGGUCACCACCCGCAAGGCUGCCCCCCGGACCGACUACAUGGCGAUGCUGGAUAAACGGCUCAAACGCAUGGAGGACCGGGUCAUCAAGACCAUCCCCAGGGAAGAGACCAGGGAUAUGACGGCGAUUGGCCGGUCGGUCGUGCGUCCGCCCCAGCCGGGGCAGACCACCAAGGCCCAGAGGAAACGCACGGCGGACGAGGCCUUUGCAGCUGAGAUGGACGAGUGGGCCCGCGAGAGCCGCAACGGUCCCCAGGAUACGUUCCCAAUGCGCCGCGAGAGCAAGUCAAACGAUACGGCGGGCCUCAUGACUGCCGGCGCCGAGUUUUUGCCGUCGCUGGAGAUCCAGGAGCACCUGGCUGAGGUCUUCUUCGACUGUGUCUACGGGCAAUCCUAUCUCCUUCUCCACAAACCCAGCUUUAUGCGAAGGCUCAAAGCCAGGACCGUCCCACCGGUGCUGAUUCUGGCUGUCUGCGCCGUCUCCGCUCGAUUCUCAACCCACCCGCAGAUCAAUUCCGAACCCCCUUUCCUGCGAGGAGAGAAUUGGGCCAACCCGGCAGCCGCCAUAGCACUCAGUCGCCACGACGAACCGAACAUCACCAUCCUGACCUCCUUCUUGCUGCUGGGCCUGCAUGAGUUCGGUACGUGUCACGGUGGGCGGAGUUGGUCGUUUGGAGGCCAGGCACUGCGUAUGGCGUAUGCUCUACAGCUGCAUAGAGAACUCGACCACGAUCCUUUACUGAACCAGAGCAAUGGCAAUGGGUCGCAACUUAGUUUCACGGACCGGGAAAUCCGGAGACGAACAAUGUGGGCUUGCUUUUUGAUGGAUCGAUACAACUCGUCUGGGAGCCAGCGUCCGCCCAUCGGGCACGAGAAGUUCCUGCAGAUACAGCUUCCGAUCAAAGAGUCUCAUUUUCAGAUGGAGAUCCCCGGGCCAACGGAAGAUUUGGACGGUGUCGUCCUCAACCCUGUCCCGGAUGAUGUCGGUCAGCUCUCCAAUGCCAAGGAGAACAUGGGGGUGUCGGCCUACAUCAUCCGCGCAGUGGUAAUUUGGGGCCGCAUCGUCGAUUACCUCAAUCUAGGAGGGAAGCGGAGGGAUACACAUCCACUGUGGUCUCCAGAAUCCGGUUAUACGCGGCUCAAGCGACAGAUCGAAGAAUUUACCGCUUCUCUCCCGGGCUAUCUCUUGUUCACAUACGAGAAUCUUCAGAUCCACGCAGCGGACCGGAUAGCAAACCAGUUCCUCUUCCUGCACAUCAUCAUUCACCAGAAUAUGCUCUUCCUGAAUCAAUUCGCUAUCCCACUGUCCCCGGGGGGCCGUCCUCCACGCGACAUGCCCAAGCCGUUCCUGAGCAAUGCUGGACGGGCGGCCGUGGAGGCAGCCCAUCAUAUCUCUGUCCUGAUUGAUCGGGCUUCGGCCUACCCUCUUACGGUCCCAUUCGCCGGGUAUUGCGCGUACUCGGCUAGCACUGUUCACAUUUGGGGAAUCUUCUCCAAGAACCCGCAAUUGGAGGCACGAUCGAAGGAAAACCUCCGACAUACGUACCGUUACCUCAACAAGAUGAAGAAGUACUGGGGGAUGUUCCACUACAUGGUCGAAAGUGCCAAGGAUCGAUAUCGGCAAUUCGCCGACGCCGCCAUCAAGGGCACGGUGGUCACUCAAACCGGUGGCCAGAUCGCCCCCAUGUUCCAGUAUGGUGACUGGUUCGACAAGUACCCCCACGGUAUGUCGAGGUCGCACUGGGAGGAGCCCGAUCCUCAGAAAAAGGCAAAGAACGACGAUGGUGUGAUGAGCCAACGACCCGAUCUUCAGAGCGUCGAGGAAUUCUUUGCCAGCCUUUCUCCUACGCCGCAGCCGAGCGCGCCGCGCAGGCAUUCCAAGAGGAGCAGCAAGGCCGGCAGCGCCAGCGGAUUCGAUGGACCCACGCCUCCGCAGUCGAUGGGAGACAUCAGCAUGGACGGCCAGCCGGGGAUGCUGGGGACCACAGGGACCGGGUUUCCCCAGCCCUCGAUGUUCGGCCAACAUCGGCCUGGCCAGCCAUACACACAACCAGCCUUUGACUUCGCCAUGCCCGCCGCAGACCAACUACCACAGCUAGACCGACAGUUCGUUUACGGGUCCUUUGGUGACUUCGACCCGUCUGCAUCUCUCGUUCCGCCCGAAAACCCACCCAUGCCCCCCGUCAACCGCCACGAAGUACCCCCCAACCAAGAUCCCGCCACCAUCUUCGGCUCGCAGCUGGACCCCAAUGCCCCCUCCGGAGCAGGCGAGUACUACCAACCCAGUGCUUGGUUCCUCCCAUUCAAUCUCGACCCCAUCGGCGCCGGAGCCAGCCUAGACCCGACCUCGCAACCAGGCGCCACCAGCCAACCCGUCGGCCCGGACCUCUCCGGUUUCGGACCCGGGAAUAUACCCAUGGGGGCGUACGACCUCGGCCUAACGGGUGGCAACCGCGGCUCACAAGCGUGAGCCCACACCACUCGCCCGUAGUGGUCCGAGAGAGUACCGCAGUCAUGGGGUUUGAUUUAUUUGACAUAUAGUUCGUUUCUAGCGAGGCAAUCGGAUGGCUGGAUGGGAUGGGUUUUGCAAAAGAUUCGGAGUUUUUUUAUUACAAGAUAUGGUCGAUUGAUUGAUGCGAUGCGAUGCGAUGCGAUGAUCCAUUGUGUGGUUAGUGGUUGGUUGGUUGGUUGGUUGGCUGGCAUGUAUUGUACCUAUAUAUAUCCGAUUAUAUAUUAUUCUUCUCUAUUCUGUGAUGGAUGGAGAGAUAGAUA
Molecule: messenger RNA, 3234 nt
Organism: Aspergillus heteromorphus CBS 117.55
Lineage: Eukaryota; Fungi; Ascomycota; Eurotiomycetes; Eurotiales; Aspergillaceae
Product: putative C6 transcription factor
Exons: 1
Coding region: 59-2932 (957 amino acids)
Biological process (GO): DNA-templated transcription; regulation of DNA-templated transcription
Cellular component (GO): nucleus
Molecular function (GO): DNA-binding transcription factor activity, RNA polymerase II-specific; zinc ion binding; DNA binding
Source: RefSeq, a predicted model, not a curated record